AUGGAACAAGAAAUUUCAAAUCAAUUUGAUUAUCGACAAAUGGUUGGAUCAGGACCACAAUAUGAAUACACUCGAGUAUAUCCUCAAGCUGGUGCAACUCAAACAACAGUUUAUCAAGGAGGAAAUGACACUAUAUUUGAAAUACCACCAACCAAAGCAUUUAAUUUAAGUAGGUCAUGGUUUCAAUUUACAUUUACAUUACCUGCAACCAAUGCAAAGUUUGGAUUUGUAUUUACUGAUUUUAUUCCAUUCUUUAGACAGAUACAGAUACACUCAACAUACAACUCUGCAGUGAAUACAGGAAAUCAAACAUAUAUUCCUUGCUAUUCAUGCAAUACUUUGGUAAAUAUGAAUCCAAGAUAUGAUGGCACUUCAUGUGAUAGAGCUUUUACUGAACCAGACUAUUUGUCUUCAGGCAAUGCAAACAAUACAGCAGUUAAUUUAAAUGUAACUAUUCCAUUCAACGAAUUAUACGAAUCCAUUUUAUCAUUGGACAAGGAUAUUAUGUUGAAUGAAACAUUAUUGGUUAGAUUUGUUUGGUCAGAAUUACCAAAUAUUGGUUUUGGUGCAGAUGCCUCUCUUACUCCUCAAACAAACCCAGUUGCUUUAACUGCUCCUGCUGGACCUAAUGUACAAGGUAUGGAAAUACAUUUAGCAGUUGAAAAGAGGUUUGAUAUUAUUCAAAAUUUACAACAAAAGAUUGCAAGCCCAGAAGGUUUCUCUUUACUUAUUCCUUAUUGUUAUACUACAACAGCAUCACUUACAGGUACAAAUCAGCCGGUAUCAUUAAGAUUAAAUAGACUAAAUGGUAUUACUUUGGAAAGAAUUUAUCAUAGUUUAUUUGUUACUGCUUCAGUUGCAAACUCUGCCAUCUACAACAAUGUGGCUUCAACAAAUUUGGAACAUUUCUAUACCAAUAUUAAUAAUCCUAGGAGAAUGCAAUACGAUUAUUAUCCAAAUGUAAAUGAUGAUUAUAAAGCAUUGCGAGACAAAUUGAUAGAUUCAACAAUUCAAACACCAAUAUUCACAACUAUAAUUGGUGUUGGUUGGAUAGAUUUGAUGAUGGAUCAUUUGGUUAAAUGGGAUUUUAUUGCAUUUUUAAGUGUUGCAACCAAUCUUACUCAUCAAUCAACAGUGGAAAAUGAAAUUCAACAAACAGACAAUUAUUAA
Cavenderia fasciculata is the source of this 1170-nucleotide messenger RNA. RefSeq lists its product as uncharacterized. Lineage: Eukaryota; Evosea; Eumycetozoa; Acytosteliales; Cavenderiaceae. The record is from RefSeq and is a predicted model, not a curated record. The transcript has 4 exons. The coding region runs from base 1 to 1170 and encodes 389 amino acids.